Messenger RNA from Salarias fasciatus (jewelled blenny), 2473 nucleotides. It is a transcript of the gene slc7a7, whose product is annotated as solute carrier family 7 member 7. Gene Ontology annotation, cellular component: membrane. Gene Ontology annotation, biological process: amino acid transmembrane transport. The record is from RefSeq and is a predicted model, not a curated record. Gene Ontology annotation, molecular function: basic amino acid transmembrane transporter activity; L-amino acid transmembrane transporter activity. Lineage: Eukaryota; Metazoa; Chordata; Actinopteri; Blenniiformes; Blenniidae.
GGAGAGCAGAGCCAGAGUCAAAAACAAGAGGAAGCAGCCGCACAAAGACAGAGGAGGAGGACGCAGGAAGAGGGUGAUUAUCUUGAUGUCAAGCUGGCCUGGAGGUUGUUUUUUAAAAUACAUUAUCAAAGGGCAUCGUAUCUUUAAUCCUCUGCGCUGAUUUGAGGCAGUGAAGUGGACCUGAACGCAGCCCAGAGCCAUAAGACUGACCGUCUUGGACACACGUGCUGCCGAGCUGCUGCUGCCGCCGCCGUCUCAAGAUGUCGAGAGAUGAACGCAGAUAGCCGGGAGGAAAAGUCUGAAUAUUCGUUCUCGAGACUAAAAGCUGUAAAGGGUGUGAAAUCUUGGCUUGAGAAAACAUUUUUUUAAGUUAUUAACAACUAAAAACGAACAAUGGGAUCCGACACUCCCGAGGAGGGAUGCAACGGUGACUCCCGGCCGGCGAAGUCCGGAGCGUCAGAGGAGUCGAUGAAGCUGAAGAAGGAGAUCUCCCUCCUGAACGGCGUCUGCCUCAUCGUGGGGAAUAUGAUCGGCUCGGGGAUCUUCGUCUCGCCUAAAGGCGUCCUCAUCCACAGCGCCUCCUACGGCCUGUCCCUCCUGGUGUGGACCAUCGGCGGGAUCUUCUCCGUGUUCGGGGCGCUGUGCUACGCCGAGCUGGGGACCACCAUCACCAAGUCGGGGGCCUCCUACGCCUACAUCCUGGAGGCCUUCGGCGGCUUCCUGGCCUUCAUCCGCCUGUGGACGUCGCUGCUGAUCAUCGAGCCGACCAGCCAGGCCAUCAUCGCCAUCACCUUCUCCAACUACAUGGUGCAGCCCAUCUUCCCCUGCAUCGCUCCGUACUUAGCCAACCGGCUGCUGGCUGCUGCUUGUAUCUGCCUGCUGACCUUUGUGAACUGCGCCUAUGUGAAGUGGGGCACCCGGGUCCAGGACUUCUUCACGUACGCCAAAGUAAUCGCUCUCAUCGCUGUGAUCAUCACUGGCCUGGUGAAAAUCGGACAAGGACACACUCAGAACUUUGAGGGCCUGUUCGAUGGCUCGUCUCAGGACCCUGGCCACAUCGCUCUGGCUCUGUACUCGGCCCUGUUCUCCUAUUCCGGAUGGGAUACGCUCAACUUUGUCACCGAGGAGAUCAAGAACCCAGAGAGGAAUCUGCCGCUGGCCAUCGCCAUCUCCAUGCCCAUCGUCACCGUCAUCUACAUUCUGACCAACGUGGCGUACUACACCGUCCUCCCCAUCAACGCCAUCCUGGACAGCGACGCCGUGGCGGUGACGUUUGCAGAUCAGGUGUUCGGCGUGAUGAACUGGACCAUCCCUCUGGCCGUGGCGCUCUCCUGCUUCGGGGGGCUGAACGCCUCCAUCCUGGCCUCUUCCAGGCUGUUCUUCGUGGGCUCUCGAGAAGGCCACCUGCCCGACUCCCUGUGCAUGAUCCACGUCUACCGCUUCACUCCCGUCCCCGCGUUGCUCUUCAACGGCGUCAUGGCGAUCAUAUACCUCUGCGUGGAGGACGUCUUCAGGCUCAUCAACUACUACAGCUUCAGCUACUGGUUCUUCGUCGGUUUGUCCAUUUUGGGUCAGCUGUAUCUACGCUGGAAGCAGCCAGACAGAAAGAGGCCUCUUAAGCUCAGUCUCUUCUACCCGAUAGUUUUCUGCCUCCUCACCGUCUUCCUGGUGGUGGUGCCUCUCUACAGCGACACCAUCAACUCCCUGAUCGGCAUCGGCAUCGCCCUGUCGGGCGUGCCCGUCUACUUCCUGUGCUGCUACACGCCGGCGCAUAAGAGACCCCUGUGGAUCCGGAGAUACAUCGCUAAAUUCGGCGUGCUGAUUCAGAAAGUGUGCUACUCCGUUGUGACUGAGAUGGACAAGGAGGAGUAGAAGCACCGAGCCAGAGACUCCUCCCCCCACCGCCUCACUUUAAAGAGUUCCAGUCUGGACUGGUGUCUGCUGACCCCCCCCCCCCUCCACCUUGAGGACUGGACGCACAGAUGUCUGGGCUCAAGCCCGGCGCAGCUCUCUGACCAGCGCUAACGUGCAGACGUGUGUGAGCGAAGAUCGAUCACAAAACUUCACUCCGGCCAAGUGCGGGGAGUCGAUUUUUAAAAACGCUCCCCAGAAGAAACCAACACCUGUUUCUUCUUUCACUUGAACACGUUAGGAUGUAUUAAUUUAACGCCAAGACAACUAUUUUGUGUAAAUUUCAUGUUUAGAGAAAUUUUAGAAAGAGAAAAAAAAAGUAAAUCCUUAAUAGGACACUUUCCAGAGAGGAGUCUGUAUUAGUCUGUAUUAUAUUGUCAUUUGCACAAGACGUGAGAGAAAACGAAGUCGCUGCAUUGACUCACAUGGAAGGAAAUAUUCAUAAAGUUUUAUAAAGGAAUAUUUUACACAGAUCAGCUCUUUUUCUGUAUAUUAAUGUGAGAAAGUUGAAAACAGUUGAGUUUAAACAUUUAUUUAUAAUAAAAACUGCUUGUUGACGACA